AUGGCCCAUGACGGCAGAUCAGGGUGCACCGCCCGGUUUGACCAUGACGGCAGAUCAGGGUGCACCGCCCGGGUUGCCAGUGCCACAGGAGAUAUUGGAGUUGCUGCUGCCCACACGAGACAGCGAGGACUUGAACUUGAAAGCGCUGCCCGACUGGGCGCCCGGCUCCGAUUUAGACCCUGUGAAGGACAUGUCUCCAAACAGGCACUACCGCGAGCAGGAGUGGCAUUACCGCGACCGGGAAUCCUGCCAAAGCCCUCGCACUUUCCAGGCCAAGGAUGUUUGGCUGUGGAAGUCAGACAAGAAUGCAAGGAAAAUCUUCACGACUCCGCUGCAAGAGAUUGCGGAGCUCUACGAGCACAACUCGUUGGCUUGUCGCGGCCUGCAAGCAGCCUUUCCAUGAUGGAAUCGUGGCUGCUGCCAGCCUCGACAAGCGAGGGACUCCAAAAAACAACGGCAUGUUGCAAAAUGCUGCGGCAGCCACUGGUUCACGACGGCGCAGGCGGCUCCAAAGUGCUUACGACAACACAGGUUUUCACAUCCCCUACCCUAAAUCAGUGGGCGCACCAGUGCGAGGACGCCAGUGGACAGUGUCGCUGCAAAUCAUGUUGCCAGGCAGCCUUGUUGACAGGUUCCCAGCUGUAA
Messenger RNA from Symbiodinium necroappetens, 645 nucleotides. NCBI's taxonomy places the organism in Eukaryota, Dinophyceae, Suessiales, Symbiodiniaceae. The record is from the annotation of a GenBank genome assembly.